Molecule: messenger RNA, 5102 nt
Organism: Trichogramma pretiosum
Lineage: Eukaryota; Metazoa; Arthropoda; Insecta; Hymenoptera; Trichogrammatidae
Exons: 12
Coding region: 1428-4769 (1113 amino acids)
Biological process (GO): carbohydrate transport; transmembrane transport
Cellular component (GO): membrane
Molecular function (GO): sugar transmembrane transporter activity
Source: RefSeq, a predicted model, not a curated record
AGGCGAUUUCGAUUCAGCGAGUGCAGAGAGCAGUUGUAGCAGCCAAAGUCAUCAAUCUCUGAUUAUGUACAAGCGUUAAAUUCGGGCUGCAAGUGUGCCCCGAGCACACGUACAUUUAGGCGCAGGUCGAAUGGAAAUUUGCGCGCAGGGACUUUGUCUAAUUGCAGCUCUCGAUUCAUAUUUAUGUGUAUACACACACACACGCGCGCAAUAUUCGUGGCAAGUGCGACGAACAACAACAACGACGACGACGACGAGGAGGAAGUAAGCAAACGCAAAUUAUUCAGUUUUGUGCCUGGCAAACAAUGGUUAUUAGUCGGAGGCACACAUCGAGUACAACGAGCUCGCAGCUGUACGCGGCACAUUGAUGUAUCUAUAUGUAUAGCGUGCUGCGUUCGGCUCGCAUUACAGCGUACUGCGCUCGCCGAUCGAACGCGGCAUUGUCGAAAAAAUUUCAAAUUUUUGUUUCGAAAAUCGCCAAUCUCUCCCUCUGACUGGCGCUGAAAUCGUAUAUCGAUCGCCAUGCCGUAAUAAUGUAAAUAAAAGCCGUUAGAUAAAGACAAUUGCGCAACGAGAAGUAUCCGAAACAAGUGGCAGGCUGUAUUAUAUUAAUACGUAUGUGUGUGUGUGUGUGUGUGUGUGUGUGUGUGUGUGUGUGUAUGUGAGUGUAUGAAGCGCAACGCGUGUGUACACAUAUUAUACGAGCAAACUCUUCUAUUGAUUUCAUAACUUCCGUUACGACGGACAAAAGGAGAGAGAGAGAGAAGCGGCAAAAAUUGCAUCGAGCUUAUUUUCAACAUGCGACUCACGGUGUAUGAAAAAUAAAAAAUAAAAACAACACAAAAAAAAUCUCGCGCUAUAGGCAGCAGCUGCAGGUCUUUCGCACUCGGUGAAUCGACGAGCUCGUCCAAAAAGCGAUAUUUCACAAAAUAUGCGCGCGAGAGAGAGAUACUCUCGAGACGCAAUCGAUACUCGCGAUCUCCGGUCAAUUUUUCCGCUGGCUCGAAUUAAUUUUAAUCUAAUUGAGCGCUCGCAGGUAUGAAGUACUUCUGAUACCGACGGGGAGAGAAUGGCGCGCUCACCGCUUCUUCUUUUUUUUUAUCGCUAUUUGGGCGCGAUUAAGCCGAAUCGACGACGACGACGACGACGAAGACGGGAUGGCAGCCAAGAAGACCACUGACCUCUCGAGACGCAGCGAGUCGUGCAACAGCGAGCCGAGUCUCGCGCGCGUUUCUGAAACGUCUCGAAAAUAUAAAUAACAAGCGCCGAAACCAACUGCAUCGUGAUGCACGAUGACAUAAUAAUUAACUUGUAAUAAUAAUAAUAAAAAUAAUAAUAAUCAAGAGCAGCAGCAGUGGCAGCGGUGGCGAGGGUUGUGUGCGUAAGCGCGAGGCGAGGCGAGCUCGAGUGGAGCGUGUGCGGUGGACAUGUUCCCCACCACCAGCAGCAGCAGCAGUGGCGCGCGAUCAGCGACAAUUGCAAGUACGAAGAGCAACAGCAGCAAGAGUGGCCCGCCGUCAUCGUCGUCGUCGUCGUCGUCGAGCCUCGUCGUAGACGCCGCUGCUUCUACCGAAAGUAGCAGUAAUAACAAGAUCGGCAAGAGCGACGGCAAGUGGCGCUUUGAUUUCUCUCGAUCGUGCGCCGAGUAUGGAUACAAGCCCGUACCCGCGACAGUACUACUAAUUGAUCGACAAUUAGGCAACGAUAACAACGACGUCUUGGACGAUCGUCGUCGACCGGAUCAGUGUUGUAAUUUUGAUAGCUGUAAUUGUUCCGCUGCUGCUGCUGACGAUCGACGUCCGGCCAUGGCCGAGGAAGGCUCGAAAUUGCUGCAGUUCGUUGCGGCGUCUGCCGCGAAUCUAUGCAUCUUCGCGAGCGGAGCCAUGAUGGGCUGGACGAGUCCAGUCCUGGCGAACAUGCAGAAAAACGUCACGAGCCUGGAUGAGAAUCCACUGGGCGUACAGAUCAGCGCCGAGGAGAGCUCCUGGGUCGGGUCUCUGAUGACGCUCGGUGCAGUCGUUGGCAGCCUGGUUUCCGGUAGUCUCGGUGACAGAUACGGCCGCAAACGAGCCCUGCUGUACAGCACGGUGCCCAACAUCAUCGGCUGGAUACUCGUGGCCACGGCGAAAAACCUCGUACAGCUCUACGUGGCCAGAUUCGUCUUCGGCGUCGCUCUGGCCAUCAGCUACACGAUCGUACCCAUGUACUGCGGCGAGAUCGCCGAGACGAGCAUCCGAGGACUGCUGGGCUCGUUUCUUCAAUUAUUCGUGACGAUCGGUCUGCUGUACGCCUACGCGAUCGGCCCCUACGUCUCGUAUCUGGUCUUCUGGAUCGUCUGCGGCGCGCUGCCCUGCGUCUUCUUCGUCUGCUUCCUGUUCAUGCCCGAGUCGCCGUACUACCUGCUGAGCAAGCACCAGGAGGACGAGGCCGCCGAGGCGCUGGCGCGGCUGCGGGGAAAGACGCGACUGGGCGUGCAAGCCGAGCUCGACGAGAUGCAGGCAUCGGUGAAUCAAGCCUUCAACAGCACAGUCAAGAUCACGGAUUUGUUUACCGUCAAGGCGAACUUCAAAGCGCUGCUGUUCACCUGCGCCGGGGUGAGCUUUCAGCAGUUCACCGGCAUCAACGUCGUCCUCUUCUACACGCAGAACAUAUUCGAGGAGACCGGCACCAACAUCGAUCCGGCCGUAUGCGCCAUCGUCACGGGCGUCGUUCAGCUCGGGGCGUCCUGCGUCACGCCGAUCGUCGUCGACCGACUGGGUAGACGUCCCCUGCUCAUCGUCUCCGGGGCUGGCACUGCUCUAGCCACCGGCGCGCUGGGCGUAUUUUUCUUCAUGAAGGACGAGCUGCACUCGGACGUGUCGCAGCUGAGUUGGCUGCCGAUCGCCUCCAUCAUCCUGUUCAUGUGCACCUACUGCAUCGGCUGGGGCCCGCUGCCCUGGGGCAUCAUGGGCGAGCUCUUCUCGGCCGACGUCAAGGCCAAGGCGUCCAGCAUCACCGUCCUCGUCUGCUGGGCCGAGGCCUUCGUCAUCACCAAGUACUUCAGCAACAUCGCCCAGUCCGCGGGCUUCUACACGGGCUUCUGGAUCUUCACUGCCUUCUGCGUGCUCAGCGUACUCUUCACCCUGUUCCUGCUGCCCGAGACCAAGGGCAAGAGCUUGCAGCAGAUCCAGGACGAGCUCAACGGCGUCAAAUCGUCCGCCAAGAAGCGCGAAAGUCGCCAGAGCUCGACCAACGAGAGAUUUUGUACUGCCCGGGAAAUGAGUACGGAAAAAGGAUCGAGAUUACUUCAAUAUGUGGCUGCAUCAACAGGCAAUCUAAACAUCAUGGCCUGCGGGGCUAUUUUGGGAUGGACGAGUCCGAUGCUACCGCGCCUCCAAGAGGACGAUCCAAUCGCGCCCGAUAAUCAGCUGAGCAGGGCAAUAACCAAAGACGAGGGCUCGUGGCUCGCCGCGCUCGUUCCGCUGGGAGUGACGUUCGGCUCGAUUUUUGCCGGAUAUCUGGGCGAAUGGCUGGGUCGUAAACGCUCGCUGCUCGUAGGCACGUUGCCUUUUCUCGUCGGCUGGAUCUUGGUGGGCACGGCGCGGCGCAUCGAGCAAAUGUACGCCGGUCGCUUCAUCCUGGGAUUGUCGGUGUCGAUCCCGUUCACGCUUUUGCCCACGAAAAUGGCGUUAUAUAUUCUACAGGCGGCCGUGAGAGGAGCGCUGGGCAGUUUACUGCAGGUCUUCGUCUCCAUGGGCUUUAUUUACUCCUACGUAAUUGGCCCUUACACGUACUAUACGACUUUUUGGCUGCUCUGCGCCGCGCUUCAUAUCGUAUUCUUCCUGGGUUUCCUCUUCAUGCCGGAGUCGCCGUAUUACCUAUUGAGCGUGGGCCGGAUCGACGACGCAUACAAAACGCUGGCCAGAUUUCGGGGCAAGAGCCUCGAGGCCGUUCAAAAAGAAAUCGAGGAAAUUCAGUCGGAGCUGAACGAGACCCCCACGGAAAAGUCGUCGAGCUGGAAGGACGUCCUCUUAGUGCCUGUAAACCGAAAAGCCGUCGUACUCACGAGCAUUUUGAUGUCCUUCCAAGAGUUCAUAGGCAUCGACGUGGUCCUGGCUUACGUGGAGAAUAUAUUUCGCGACGCCGGCACCAAAGACACUGCCUUAUCGGCCAUCGUCGUCGGCCUGGUUCAGCUGCUCGCCUCCUCGAUCGCGCCGCUCUUCGUCGAUAAGUACGGGAGGAAGAUUCUCCUCGUCGUAUCGAGCAUCGGCUGCUGCGCGACGAUCGGUCUCCUGGGCGCCUACUUCUAUCUGAAAAAAAUCGACUACCCGUUGGACAGCAUGGGCUGGGUGCCUCUGACCACUCUCGUGCUCUACAUAAUCGCGUACAGCGUCGGCUGGGGACCGAUGCCCUGGAUGAUCAUGGGCGAGAUGUUCGCCUCGUCCGUCAAGUCCAAGGCCUCGUCCGUCUGCGUCUUCUCCAUUUGGGGCUUCAGCUUUUUGCUCACCAAAAUCUUCGUCGACAUACAGGAGGACCGGGGGCCGCACAUGGGUUUCUGGUUCUUCAGCGUUUGCGCGGCGCUGAGCAUAAUCUUCGUGACGAUUUUCUUUCCCGAGACAAAGUGCAAAACGCUGGCCGAGAUACAGCAGCAAUUGAGCAAGGGAGUGCACGAUCGGAAGGAGGACAAGUCGAGAUCGAAAAAAGACUCGCUCGAUACCGCUCGACGUAUCGAUGUGGCCGUUAUUUCGCCCGUACUCGACGCAACGAACAAAUCUCAAGGGCCCGUUUGAUACGUACUAGCCAUUUCGAGUACACGUGGACGUAAAAAGUUCGCAAUGGUUUAUUGUACAUAUAGUGAAGGAUUUUUUGCGGUCGAAGAAAUGAUUGUUCAAAUCACGAGUACCUCGCAUACCUACCAGUUAUACUCUUGAAAAAAAAAAGAAGGGAUCUGAACUUUGUUUGUGCCGCACCCGAAUGCGUGUGCAUGUUUUUGUUUUUACGUGUGCUUGCGUAUGGGUUCGCUGGUCACUUGACAUUACUUUUUUUUUUAAUGCAACUGAUACGCGAAAUAAUGUAAUACGAUAAGAAUUUUAUAAAUAAAAAAAGAAAACUCUCUAUUUUAA